This is a messenger RNA of Micromonas pusilla CCMP1545, 2368 nucleotides long. RefSeq lists its product as uncharacterized. The coding region runs from base 1 to 2298 and encodes 765 amino acids. The record is from RefSeq and is a predicted model, not a curated record. The transcript has 2 exons. NCBI's taxonomy places the organism in Eukaryota, Viridiplantae, Chlorophyta, Mamiellophyceae, Mamiellales, Mamiellaceae.
AUGGAGAGCGAGGCGUGGAGGAUGGAGUGCGAGCGCGUGGAGGACGAGCUGGACAACGCGUUGGAGAUGCUCUCUCUCGCCAACGCGAAGCUCGCGGAGGUUGCGGCGGCGGGGCGAGAGGUUGAAGACUCGCCGCCGAAAGGGCGCGAAGGCGCUGCUGAGGCGAAGUUUUCGGGCGCGGGCGCGAUAGAAGACGAAGACAGCGGCACCGAGGACGAGGAGGAGCUGGACGCGGCGACGUACGACGACGCCACGCGGGGACGCAUCGACUCCGUGACGGCGUAUCUGUCGCGAAAAAAGUGGCGCAAAGCCGUCUUCACGGAGGAGCAAAUCUACACCGCGCGGCGCAGAGCGGUGACGUUACUCGCGACGACGGCGACGAACGCCCCGGGCGCGCUCGGGCGGUUCGGGGAAGAGCACGACGUCGACAUGGCGAAGCGCGCGAUCGACGCGCUCGGACGCCUCGCGCGCGGGCCCAAGGCGUACCUCGUCCUCGUCAACGGCGGUCCUCGCGCGGCGAUCGACGCGCUCAAGCUGUACGAUAAGAAGGAAGCCGUCGCCGUCGCGUGCGUCGGCGUCCUGGACGCGCUGCUUCGGAACGAUUCGACGAGGGCGAGGUUCAAGCGCCAGGUGCGGUUCCGGAACGUCGCCAACGCGCUGUCCGUGGCUGCGGGGCGCGCGGACGCGUUUAAGGUGACCGUCGCGACCGCGUCGGCGUUGUGGGCGUACGCCAAUCUCGGCGAGACGCCCGCGCAAGUCGCCGUCGUCGCGUCCGGGUUCAUCCCCGUCCUCCUCGGCGCGAUGACCGACGCGCUCGAGGGCGAGGGCGCGGAGCUUGGGACGUUCACCGCGGACGACGCGCGGUCGCUCGUGGGAUGCGCGCUGUCGAUCGCGAAGGGGAACGAGACGAUACAAGACGUGUUGGUGCGCGACGGCGCGCGGGCCAAGGUGAGGGCGCUUCUGUUGAAGUACCCGACGGUGUCGUUCGACGGCGAGUUCACGCCGCUGCGCGACUGGAUCCGAGGCGAUCGCACCAGCUCGAGGAGCGCGGAGCCGAAGACGCCGAGAGAGAAGGGAGCCGCCGGCGCCGGGCGGAAGCGAACGCCGAUCGGCGACGAGAGCGAGAGCGACGACGAGGCGGCGACGAAGGCGCGUUCUAUACACUGGUUCCCAUACGACCGCGUCGGUGUGGUGAACGCCGAGCGCGCGGCGGCGCGGGAACGGGAGGAGGCGAAAACCCCGGAGCGCGACCACGCGGAGCGGGUGCUCGCGGCGUCUGCGGGGGAGGAGGAGACGCCGCCGCCGAAGGCGAAGAGAGCGCUCGCGGCGUCUGCGGGGGAGGACGCGGCGGCGGAUCUCGCGGCGAAGGCGAAGACGGAGACGGAGACCGCCGCGAAGAAGGAACCCGGGGAGGACGCGUCCAAGGAGAACUCCUCGGAACUCGCGGGGGAGCUCGCGGCGGACAUGACGAAGAAGGUGGAGACGUGGAAGGCGGCGCCGAGUAAGAAGACCGUCAAGGAGGCGAUCAAAGCCUGCGUGAAGGUUUUACGCGACGAGCGCGCGCCGUUGGCGUCGUCGUGCGCGCCCGCGCUAGACGCGCUCGCGGAGAUCAUGACGACGGAGCCGAAGGAAGUCAGCGCGCGCGGCGGCGUCGGCGCGGUCACCGUCGCGAUGGAGCGCGACGGCACGGACAAGGCGUUCGUCGCCGGCUCGCUCGCGCUCGUCUCGAUGCUCGCGUUCAACGCGAAGACCGCGAAGCUGAUCAAGGCGGACGCGGAGGUGACGACGGGGCGGACGCUGCGGGUGGUUUUACUCGCGAUGCAGACGCAUAAAAACAGCAAGACGAUCAUCCAGUGGGGGAGCAUGACGCUGUGGGCGCUCGUGAAGAACAGCGCCGCUGCGAAGCGACACGCGCUCGGCUUGGACCUCCCGGACAGAGGCAACGACGACGGGAAGGAUAAGGGCGACGCCGGGGAGCUCCUCGUGGAGGCGCUCAAGAAGUGGGGGGAGGAGCACGAAGCCGUCGCGAAGGGCCUCGUCGGCGCGUGUCUGGCGCUGGCGACCAAAUCUCAGGCGUGGCAGGAUAAGCUCGCGUCUCUGGACGCGCCCGCGCUCAUCAUGAAGGUGCUGUCUAAGCACCCGCAGGUGUCGUUUAAGGGCGAGUUCGACACGCUGAGGGCGUGGUUGAGGGCGGCGGACGCGCCGGCGGCGGCGGCGGCGGCGAAGCUGUCGUCGAGCGAGAUCGACUUGGCGAAGAACGACCCGUCGGGACGACGCGCGAUGCAGCACGGGUUGUAACGGACCUCGACGAGGCGUUUACGUGUACAAUGUAUGUACGUGGUGUUAUAUAUAUCCUAGUAUCUCACUC